UGCGCGCCACUUUUGGUCAUCUGAUUGAAAACUCACGAAUUUUUCUUUGUUUGUUUCAUCAUUCUUGUUUUAUCAAAAUUUAAAUCCUGUGUCGAUUGAAAAAUGCAGUUUUAAUUCAAACAAAAAAAAACAACAAAAGCGAUGAAGAAAUCACCAUUUCGUGGUUGUCAAACACCUAAACAGAAUAAUACAUUGUUGAAUUAUUUUUCUCGUACUACACCGAAAUCUGUGGAAAAAUGUGACUCAACCAUCCAAUCGAAAUCAAAGGAUGAUGUAUCGGAUAAACGAAUUGAACUUUCUGAUCGAUCAAAUAAAAGUGAAAAUAAUUGCAAAACUGCUACACGUAAUUGUUUGGAAAAAGAAACACCUUCAAAACGAAAAACUGAACAACGAGCAUCGGAUGAUGAUGAUGAUAAAAUUGGCCUGAUUAAAUCGAAUGAUUCAAUGCAAAAGAAUAAACGAUUCAAACGAAUUUUUCUCAGUUCAGAUGAUGAUGAUGAUGAUAACGAAAAUGUGAGCAAGAAUGAUGGAGAUGAUUAUCAACCAGAAACAGAAUCUUCUGACGUUGAUUUUAUUUCCGAAAAUAGUGAUUCAAAUUUUGGAAACGACGAUGAUGAUGAAGUGACACCACCAUCAAAAAAAUCAAAAAAGAAUUGCAAAUCUAGUUCGAAAAAUGUGAAAGCAACGAAAAGUAAUAAAUACAAAAAAGAUGCUGAUGAUUUCAUCUUUGAUGAUAUGAUUGAAAUCUCAGAUGAUUCUCAGAAUCUAUCGAAUCUGAAAUUGAAAACGAAAAAAAUUUUGGAUACAAAUUCAGCCGAUUCGAUAACAACACUGAAAAUGAAUGAAGAUAAAAGUAUUGCAUUUAAAUUCAUUCCAGUCGAUCCAAUCGUCCAUGAAAAGGAUAGUGUUUUUGAUGAUGAAAAUUUGGCCGAAAACGCAAAUGUUGCCAAUAAUGAAUAUGCCAUUUUGGAUAAUGAAAAAAUUGUCAAAAAAUCAUCAUAUUCAUCAUUAUCGAAUGUGGAUAAACCAACCUCAUCGGAGCAAGCAACAAAUACACAAUGGCCACAUUUAUCCUAUAAAUUUUUGCAACCAAAAUACAUAAAAGAUUUGAAUGGAAAUCCAAUGCUUAUCAAUGAUGAAUUGAAUGUCAAUUAUGAUCCAUCAACAUUGUAUGUGCCGAUUGAAUUUCUUGAACAACAAACACCAGCAAUGCGUCAAUGGUGGGAAUUGAAAUCACGAAAUUAUGAUACAAUUCUAUUCUUUAAGAUGGGAAAAUUUUAUGAAUUUUUCCAUAUGGAUGCUGUAUCAUGUGCUAAAGAAUUGAAAAUAUUAUUUAUGCGUGGUAAUAAUGCACAUGCUGGUUUUCCCGAAAAAAGCUAUAAAAAAUAUGCCGACGCAUUGGUACAGAAAGGAUACAAGGUUGCACGGGUUGAACAAACCGAAACACCAGAAAUGGUUACCGAACGUUGUAAAAAGAUGAAACGUACAACAAAAUUUGACAAGGUUGUCAAACGUGAAAUCUGCCGUAUAUCAUCGAUCGGCACCCGUUACAUGUCCGAUAUUGAUGCCGAUACAUUUCUUGAUUAUACUUCGUAUUUAAUGGCUUUCACUUGUAAGGAAUUUACAAAAUCUUCAUUCGAUUUGGGCGUCUGUUUUGUAGAUGUAUCUAUUGGACAAUUUUUCCUCUCACAAUUCCGUGAUGAUCGUAACAAUUCCAAACUUCGUACAUUGAUAUCACACUAUUCACCAGUGGAAAUCAUUAUUGAAGAAUCCAACAAAUUAUGCAAAUUGAUCGAAACAAUUUGCCCAGCUGCACGUGUUCAGAAAUUGAAACGAUUUAAAUCGGCUAGUCAAACUUUGAAAUUUAUUUAUGAAAAAAAUCUAUGGUCAAAUAUUGCUACCGAUUUUCGAAACGAAAUUCUCGAUCCAUCCGAUGUGAUUCAACAGUCUGCCCGAACAGAAUUCGAAUUGGCCACCGUUUCAAUGGGUGCCAUAAUUGAUUAUUUGGAAAAAUCAUUGAUAAUUGAUGAUAUCAUGUCAAUGGGACAGUUCCAAGUAUAUCGUCCACCAGAAUUUAACUCAGUAAUGACUAAAUUGCCCGAUCAUAUGAUUAUGGAUUCAAUGACGAUGAAAAAUUUGGAAAUUCUUGAAUCAUUAACUCAUAACGAUAUGAGUAAAACAUCCACUUUGUUCAAAAUUAUUAAUCAUUGUCAAACUGCAUUCGGUAAACGAAUGCUUAGAACUUGGAUAUGUCAACCAUUAUGUGGCUUAAGUAAUGGAUUAGAAAUGAGACGUGAAGCUGUACGAGAUUUGGCCGAAAAUAUCGACAUUGCUGGCUACCACAAACAUUGGAAAGAAAUGCUAAAAAAGAUUCCUGAUCUGGAUCGUUUAUUGACACAGAUUCAUUCACAAUCAUCGCUUAAACGUUCGAAAGAUCAUCCGGAUGCACGUGCCAUACUAUUUGAAUCGGACAUUUAUCGUAUACGACGAAUUAAAACUUUUCUCGACACUAUUGCUGGUUUUGAACAGAUUUCGAAAAUUGUUGAGAACAUUCAAUCAAAUUUAGAUUUAUUCAAAUCCAAAUACAUUCACCAAUUGAUGACAUAUAUAGAAGAUGGGGGAUUGUUUCCUCGAUUCGAUGAUAAAAUUCAAUUUUUUCGACAAUCAUUUGAUGAAGAAAAAGUUCGUCAAGAUGGCCAUUUCAUACCGGACAAAGGUGUCGAUGAUGAGUAUGAUCAGGCCUGUGAAACGAUUUCAAAUAUUACAAAGAAAUUUGAUGAUUACCUCAAUGAGCAGAAAUUAUUUUUCAAAACACGUAUCAACUAUGUGAAUGCAUUGAAGAAUCGUUUCCUAUUGGAAGUACCGGAUUCAUGUGAAUCGAAAAUUUCAAAAUGGCAAGAAAAUUAUGAAUUGAAAAGUUCACGUAAAGGUUAUAAACGUUAUCAUACGACUAAAUUAAUCGAAAUGAUUGAACAGCUGGAACAGGCUGAAAAUGAAAAACAAUUGCUUCUUGGUGAUAUAUUUCGUCGUCUUUUAGCUCGGUUCGAUCAAGAUUAUAAGAUUUGGCGCCAAGCAAUUUCAUGUAUUUCACAAUUUGAUGCCUUAUUGUCAUUAUCAAACACACGACAAUUGUUUGAAUCGAAUGGUUCAAAUUCUUGUUUACCAGAAUUCAUUUGGGAUCAUCAAGAUCAAUCGAUUAUACGUGCAAAAGAUUUGCGUAAUGCUUUCCUAGUGAUCAACAAUACAGUCAUACCAAACGAUAUUGAAUUAAUGGGUGAAACAUUGAUUUUAACCGGCCCAAAUAUGGGUGGUAAAACUACAUUGAUGCGUUCGGUUGGUUUGUUGGUCAUUCUGGCACAAAUUGGUUCCUAUGUUCCGGCUAGUGAAUGUCAGCUAACACCUGUGGAUCGAAUAUUCACCCGUAUCGGUGCUUAUGAUAUUGUUUUGGAAAAUGAAAGUACUUUUAUGGUCGAACUAAGCGAAGCCUUGUCGAUUAUGAAAUAUGCGUCGAAAUUAUCAUUGGCAUUGAUCGAUGAACUUGGUAGUGGAACAUCAACAUUUGAUGGUACAGCUAUUGCUUCGGCCAUCAUUUUUAAUCUAGCCGAAACAAUUAAAUGUCGAACAUUAUUCUCAACACAUUAUCAUUCCAUUCUGGGUGAAUUGAAUGGCAAAGCUAACAUUAAACUUGGCUACAUGUCUUAUAUGAUUGAGAAUGAAAAUGACAAGGAUCCAACCGAUGAGAAUAUUGUCUUUCUAUAUAAACUACAACCAGGUAUUUGUAAUAAAAGCUAUGGAUUUAAUGUUGCUAAAUUGGCUGGCAUACCAAAUGAAAUUAUUCGCCGUGCACAUCAACAUUCACAACAAUUUGAGCUGGAAUGCCGUAUUAAAUCAUUGUUAAAUUGGUUCCAGCAACGAAAAAAACAGCAUAAUAAAUCAAUGAUUAGCGAUAAUGAUCGUGUUGAAGCUGAAGAAAAUUGUCAACAACUUUUAUCAACAAUUCGAAUGUUGCGAACAUUUAUUGGAGAAAAUAAUCCAUAAAUUUUAUUAUUAAUUUGAAUAUUGUCUCAUGUUGUAAUAAAAAAAAUUGAAAAAUAUCAUUUUCAUUUUCAAUUAGCCUUUUCAGCUUUGGCUUUCAAUUUA
Dermatophagoides farinae (American house dust mite) is the source of this 4140-nucleotide messenger RNA. It is a transcript of the gene Msh6, whose product is annotated as DNA mismatch repair protein Msh6. Gene Ontology annotation, biological process: mismatch repair. The record is from RefSeq and is a predicted model, not a curated record. Gene Ontology annotation, cellular component: nucleus; MutSalpha complex. Gene Ontology annotation, molecular function: ATP binding; mismatched DNA binding; ATP-dependent DNA damage sensor activity. NCBI's taxonomy places the organism in Eukaryota, Metazoa, Arthropoda, Arachnida, Sarcoptiformes, Pyroglyphidae.